This is a messenger RNA of Cotesia glomerata, 1566 nucleotides long. RefSeq lists its product as uncharacterized. The transcript has 2 exons. The record is from RefSeq and is a predicted model, not a curated record. The coding region runs from base 594 to 1130 and encodes 178 amino acids. Lineage: Eukaryota; Metazoa; Arthropoda; Insecta; Hymenoptera; Braconidae.
UUUAAUAUUCAGUCAUAAAAUUCCUUCAAAUAUUAUUCCCUACUACUUUUUAAAACUCCCAAUAUAUAAAAAUCUUACUAACGAAAAUAGCUUCAGUGGAAGAAGAAAUUCUCAAUAAUUUUUUUUAUUACAUUUAAAGAUCAAAGAAAAGUAUAAAGUCACUAGAUGAAGAAAAAAAAUUAUUUGAGCACGAAAAAAAAUCCAGACAAAUUUGUGAAGAAAAUUUAAAUGAUAAACAAAAAGUGUUGCGCCAAAAACGUGACAAAGAAGAUCGUGAAUCAAUUAAGAGACAAGCUGAGCUUGAAGUUACAAAAACAGAAUUAGCGGAACUGCAGCGUAAAGUAGAAAAUGAAAUUAUCAGUUUAAAGAAUCGGUAUAAAAAAUCACAAAUCAAUAAGCUGGAUGAUGAUUCAAAGUUUGCAGCCAAUCCACGGUUGGUUAAAAUUGAAGUUGAUACUUAUGAGAUCGACAAUCCUGGGCAGCUUGAACAUCACAGUCAAAAUAUUAAAAAGCGGGAAGAUAAUAGUAAUGACAAGAUUAAUAUCAAAAUUAGUAAGGGCAAUGAUAAAAAUAAAAGAUCCAUAAAACGAAGGAUGAUUACUUAUAAUGAGAAAGGUCUUGUAAAAACUUCUGAAGAAGAUAUAGGUAAAGAAAUAGAAGCACUUAAAAAGAUAGUAAGAGAGCAAAUUGAUUUAGAUAAAAGAAGUAAUGAAAUAGAAAACAGUAAUUUAAAAUCUAAUGAGAUAAAAAAUAUUUUCACAAAUAAAUGUCCGCGCUCUAAUGAUGUAGAUAAAAAAAUAAAAAAGAGAUCAGCUUCUUUUGAAAGAAAAAAUAAAUCUAAGAAGAAACCGGUUGUUAAAAAGAGAAAAAAAUCUGUGUCUAAAAAUAUUUCAAUUAAAAGCAAUGUUGUUGAUUCAAAUCUUAUCACUUCUAAAUCAAAGAUAAAAAAUUCAUUGAGAGAGAUACGAAAGACGAGUCAUCAUGACAAAUCAAAACGUAAUAAACACUUGUUACAUAAAAACAAAUAUGAAAAUAAACGCGGUAAAGUUGUCAAAAAGAGUGUUGGUAAUAAAAAUAUUAAGUCUAAAUUAUCUGUUAGCAAUUUGAAUCGUGGGAAGAGAAGAAAUUAGCCUGUUUCUAUUUGUUAUUUAUUUAUUUAUCCAUCAUAUUUCUUGUUGUUUUAAUUUAAUUGUUGUUUUUAACUUUAAUAGAGACACUAUAAAAUAUGGGAUACCGUAGAAAGAGAAGGAAGAUCGGUACAAGCUGUUGAGAAUAAAAAUUCAAAUGGGGAAGAUCAAUCAGACGAUGGAUUAAACGUACUCAAUUCACAAGACAAUGCGCAAAUAGCUUCUGAAUACAAAGAAGCCUUUGGAGGUUUUCCGAAAGAUCCUGCGGAUUCACUCACUCGUUAUAAACGGAUAAAACGAUAUAAAUCAUAGUUAGUUAUUAAUUAGUGACAGAUAAUGAAUUUUAAUCUAGUACUUAACUUUGUAAGAAGAUUUACAUUUGCAGCGAGACAACUUUAUUAUUAAAUUCAUUAAUUAAUAAAAAAUAUAUAUUUUUAUA